CGAAGUUUGUUUUGUGGUCAAGAAAGAGUGACAUCGUCGUCAUCCAUCGUUGUGUUUAGUUUACUCCAUAAACAUUAAAUGGAAGACGAGUGAAAGGCCUUCCUAUCGGUGCCUACUAGUAUUAGCGUGCGACCCACUUUCGAUUUAAGAACUACCAACAAAGCUGCCAAAGUGAACUAUACAAAUUUAUCCCCAAGUAUAUAUGUAAUGAACUUGCCAGAGACUCAUCAAAAUGUUGGCAAUGAGGGGCUAAGACUGAAAACAUUUGUUAUCCUGCUGAGCUUGAUUGCGUUCUCGGCGCACUCAUGUGAGGCCCACGGCAGGCUCAUUGAACCGCCCAGCAGGGCGUCUGCUUGGCGUUAUGGAUUUCAAACGCCACCAGACUAUAACGAUCAUGAGCUUUAUUGCGGUGGCUUCACCCGACAAUGGAAACGAAAUGGCGGAAAGUGUGGCGAGUGCGGAGAUCCAUGGGAUAUGCCCCAGCCACGACCCCAUGAGAAUGGCGGUCAGUGGGGACAGGGUGUGAUUGUACGCAGCUAUCUGCCAGGAUCGGAGUUUACGAUUCGUGUGGAGCUAACUGCCAGUCAUAUGGGAUAUUUUGAAUUUCGUUUGUGCCCCAAGCCAAAUGCCAAGCAGUCAUGUUUGGAUGAAAAUGUCCUGCAUAUCCUUGGAGGUUCACCCGCUCAGCCUACGCCGACAGAUCUAGACACUCGUUUUUAUCCACGAAAUGGCAGUCGCAUCUAUGAUAUCAAAGCUCGCUUGCCAAAAAUGACCUGUGACCAAUGUGUGCUUCAAUGGCGCUAUGUGGCCGGCAAUAAUUGGGGAAUGUGCGACGAUGGUAAUGGUGCUGUUGGCUGUGGUCCACAGGAGGAGUUCCGCUCCUGUUCCGAUAUUGCCUUAACAACCGAUGCUCGUAUUCCUAUGCGUCCAGUUCGACCAACAUAUUUCUCGACAGCACGACCAUCUGUAAAGACAUCCACAACCGAGGAGAACUCUGAGGAGAUUUCCUCCAACGAUAUGAACUAUUCUCUUGUUAUAGUACUGAUAGUUGUGUUGUUGAUACUGCUGUUCGGCUUGACGGGUUGGUAUCUCUAUAAAUACCAGAACUCGAAACUCAAGAAAUGGCAGAAUGUGCUUGGCAAAAAGUUUUGCCAGAAAAAGAAAAUCGAUUCGCCGUUUGUGGGUUCAACCCAGGGGACAAUUCCCAGUCUAUUUAUCUCGGCAAAUGGUUUGCAAAAAGCUCAGACUAAUGGUGGUCCAAUAACAGCACCUCCUGUCCCACCUCCACGAACCAAACGUAACUCAAAAGUAAAGGAAUUGUCAGCCGACGAAUCAAGUGUGGCCUAAGAUACAUAUAUCAGUUAGUUAGUUACCUCAGAGAAGAAAUAACACUUUAGUACUGCCUUUAAAUACCAAUUUUAGCAUAUAAUGUAAUUCUAAAGCACCCAACCUGUGGCGGAUCUAGGCAUAACGAUUUUUGUUCUAUUUCUCAUCCUUAGAUGAUCCCAAGACUAUAACUAUCUCUUAAAAUAAUUUUUAAACGAGUGCUACAUGCUUAGUUUCCUUCAAGACUUUAUAAACAGACUAAAGAUCUAU
This is a messenger RNA of Drosophila willistoni, 1596 nucleotides long. RefSeq lists its product as uncharacterized. The transcript has 4 exons. NCBI's taxonomy places the organism in Eukaryota, Metazoa, Arthropoda, Insecta, Diptera, Drosophilidae. The coding region runs from base 208 to 1347 and encodes 379 amino acids. The record is from RefSeq and is a predicted model, not a curated record.